Messenger RNA from Paraglomus occultum, 291 nucleotides. The record is from the annotation of a GenBank genome assembly. Lineage: Eukaryota; Fungi; Glomeromycota; Glomeromycetes; Paraglomerales; Paraglomeraceae.
AUGUCGUCAAACUCAAGCACUUCCAAUACCUCUUCUCAAAGCCAAGUUCCCUCCGUGGCAUGCAGCGUGUGCGAAUACGCCGAGAGGCGUCAGAGGCCGGGGCGGGUUUCCCGGAAGAACAUCGGAGAAAAGCUCUCCCAAAUUGAGGAGACGCUGAGUGAGCUUCUUGGCGCCCUCGAGGAGAAAUUUAGAAAUGAAACAGACAAUCUUAAUCUGCCUGAACGUAAAACAUAUUCGUUGAGAGGUCGUGGCAGAAAAGCAAGAGGAAUUGAGAAGGGAAAGAGGAGUUAA